GUUUUAAAUGUUUGUGUUUUUUAGGAUGCCAAAAAUAUCCUUCAGUGACUAUGAAAAGUUUUUAGAGGACUUGGCGAAAAGCAAAAAGGUUGAAGUGGAAGACAUAAAGAAGAAGAUGGUUGAUUGUGGCACGCCAGGACUGAGUGGACCAUCCGCGGCCGCAAAAGGCUCUCCGUCAGCAGUGGAAAGGCUCACAGAUGUCUCAAAAUAUACAGGAUCGCACAAGCAGAGGUUCGAUGAGGCUGGCAAGGGGAAAGGUAUCUCCGGCCGGAAAGACACGCCGGACAAGUCCGGAUACGUACAGGGCUACCAGAACAGAGAUACUUACAACAAAACACACUAAGUGCAAUGGAGUUUGUUUUCACAAAGUGAAAACAAAGUCCAAGUUCUGUUUUAUACAAACUUUAUUGUAUAAUUUAUUUUGUACAGUUGCAUUUACAUACUUUUCUAUCUCUAUGCACCUAUAUUUGAGUUAAUACCCUUAAUAGAUAUGCUCCAAACUUCUAUGGGCUUCUACAAACAUAGCUUGUGAAUAAUCAAAAUUCUCAUUACUUGCAAUCCAAUGAAGAAUGUUGUUGUUAUAUUAAGAUUUAAAAAAGAUAACUUUCAAUAUUUUUUAUAAGCUAUAAGAAAGAGACAGAUCAAGGCACAAUAUAUUAUACUCGUAUAAGUAGUCUAUUUUUUGGCGAAGGAAUAAUAAUGCAAUUUUAAUGCUGGCCUUUUUAAAAGAAUUAGCUAUGUUAAAAAGAAACACAGUUUUUCAUUAACCAAAACAAUAUUCAAUGUAUUGUCAAUAUUUUUAAUGUUAUAAACCAAAUGUUUAAGAUUGUUAUGUGCAAUGUAAGAAUAAAUCCUUAUAAUUAAAAAUCAUUAUGUUAAUAAUACUACAUCUAGGUACCCUAUACAAUUUAAAUGAAAUUUUUAUCAAAUUCUGUAAGCGGCCAUUUCUUUUACUCUAGUACUGUAUAGGUUGAAUGAAUUAAUAAUUAAGAAAAUCUGAACAAAAUAUAUGUUUUUUUUAUUUGAAGCAAAUAUUAAAAACUGUAAUAACGAUUUGCACACACAGUAUUGCCUGUAACUCAGUUUGCAAUGGUAUUAAUUUUUAUAGCACUGCCUUUUUAACAAAAGGACACAAGUUUAUUGCACUAACCAAAUUAUUUUCUAGCCCUUUGUAAGCUUUUUGUAUUUAGUGAUAAACAUUUAAAGAAUAAAUUAAGAAAAAAAUAAGUAAUAAAUGUAUUGUGAUACAUGAGGGACAUUUAAAAUGUUUAGAUUUUGUAGAAUUAGUUUUCUAUUAAUUCAUUUACUUUUAGUUUAAAAUCAAUAUACCGUUAAUUUCUUAGAAUGAAAUGUUUUAUUGUUGUAAAAUAAAUCACAGAUUCCAAAACAAAACCAAGAUAAGAUUUGAGUUGUACAACACUCAUUAAUGCACUUGAGAUUGCAGUGUCACUUUACUUAAUAUCAUUCCCAUUCAGAAACUGCAAUUAAUGAAUCGUGAAAUGUAAAUUUACUGGUAAUGGAAUAAAUAAAAUAGUUCUUGUGGAACAAAUACAUAUGAUAUCUUCAAUAUUUAUCACAGAAUAAUUGGAAUGGAAUUUUUAUACAACUAUUUAGUAAAAUAAAAUUAACAAUCAAGACAACAUGACACGUACCUAGUCGUGAAUUCUUUUGUGAUUGUUUAAAACAACCAAAUAAUUUAUAAUUUGGAGCAAAAUUUGACUAUUCCGUGUAUUGGAGAUAUGCAGUGGCAAAAGCAGAAGAACACAGGGGUGGAUCCAGAAACAAUUGUUGCCUAUUUCUAUUUGUUGCCUAAGUGCGUUGCAGACAGCAUAGCGCAAUUUCCAGUUUAUCCAUUGUCUUCCACAUGUAAAAAUUUGCAAUACGCCAUAUGUAUUAUGUCUGCAGAGCUCACAAAUGGUUUUUCAUUUGAAGCACAUUGUUGGAACAGGUUUUGUUGUCUUCUAAAGAAGUCACAUGUCCACCUCCUCCUCAUUGUAGGGACAGAAGGGUAGUGAAUAGGGAGUUGUUUACAUAAUUAUAUAUGACACAAAAUAGAGAUUUUGAAUUAAACCUGUCUAGAAAUACAAACUUUGCCACUUGGGUAAAACUGAAGCCAUUACUGCAAGCAAUACAACUCUUAAACUCCAUUGUUUACAAAACUGUAAAACGUUACAAAAGUAGAAACAAAUACAAAGCAAUAAAAGAAAGCAAUUUUUGUGCUAUAUUUCUGAAAGUAAUAAACCCAUCGCAGUAGUGUUCUUACGAAUUUUGCUGACAUAUUUACUAAAAAAGGGUAACUCUGGAAUAUUCAUAACAUUGUAAACCUGAGAAACCAAUUUUCAGAUUAUUGUCGCAGGAAAAAAACAUAUGAAUGAAAUUAAUACCUAGAAAUUUAACUUUUUUUUCUCAGAUAGUUAUGAUAAGGCUAAACAAAUUCUUUUUAAUGCAUAUCACGAGUCAAUCUCAGAGGCUGAGAAACAUGCAAAAUGGGGUUCACCUGUGAAGUUAGCAAAAGUAUUCUCUCAAUACCAUUUUUGUAAUGAUUUAAUUAGCUAUAGCAACAAAUGUAAACUUUCAAUUUCCAAAUCUUAAUGCAUUAAAAUUUAAAAUCCAACGCAUAUACUGUUAUUUUAUCAGGAGUAUAUUACAAAAAUAAUUAUUUUGGUUAGGAAAUAAUUUCUUAAGGAAAUUAUGUUUGUUUAUAUAUGAAUUGCUAAUUGUAUAACUAAUUAUACUUUGUGCUGUUCUUAUAAAUGUUCUGUGACAAAUCAUUGUGAAAUAUAUAUUUCUACGUUUUGUUUAUAAAUUAUACUGGCCAUUUUAGUAA
This is a messenger RNA of Homalodisca vitripennis (glassy-winged sharpshooter), 2827 nucleotides long. RefSeq names its product tubulin polymerization-promoting protein homolog. The coding region runs from base 8 to 343 and encodes 111 amino acids. The transcript is spliced from 2 exons. Gene Ontology annotation, cellular component: microtubule. The record is from RefSeq and is a predicted model, not a curated record. Gene Ontology annotation, molecular function: tubulin binding. Lineage: Eukaryota; Metazoa; Arthropoda; Insecta; Hemiptera; Cicadellidae. Gene Ontology annotation, biological process: microtubule polymerization; microtubule bundle formation; positive regulation of protein polymerization.